AUGGACAGCCCCACACACAGCACAGUACAUCCCCGAACACCAGCACCUGUCCGCUCAACGCAGAGCACUGCAGAGAUCCACAUGCGGCCCAGGUUACGAUGUCUGGUGAAACAGCUGGAGAGAGGAGAAGCUUCAGUAGUGGACCUGAAAAAGAACCUGGAAUAUGCAGCCACUGUGCUUGAGUCAGUUUAUAUCGAUGAAACAAGACGUUUACUGGACACUGAAGAUGAACUCAGUGACAUCCAGUCAGAUUCGGUUCCUUCAGAAGUUCGAGACUGGCUGGCCUCCACCUUUACCCGACAAAUGGGAAUGAUGCUAAGAAGAACAGAAGAGAAACCAAGGUUUAGAAGCAUCGUACAUGCAGUGCAGGCUGGGAUAUUUGUGGAAAGAAUGUAUAGAAGGACAUCAAACAUGGUUGGGCUCAGCUAUCCACCUGCAGUCAUUGCUGUUUUAAAGAAUGUUGACAAGUGGACCUUUGAUGUAUUUGCACUAAAUGAUGCUAGUGGCGAUCAUGCACUUAAAUUCAUCUUUUAUGAAUUACUUACACGUUAUGAUUUGAUCAACCGCUUCAAGAUACCUAUCUCUGCACUUGUAUCCUUUGUGGAGGCACUGGAAGUUGGCUACACCAAACAUAAAAAUCCAUAUCACAAUUUGAUUCAUGCAGCAGAUGUUACACAAACUGUUCAUUACUUUCUCUUUAAGUCAGGUUUAGCGCACUGGCUAACAGAACUGGAAAUAUUUGCUAUGAUUUUUGCUGCUGCUGUCCACGAUUAUGAACACACGGGUACCACAAACAACUUUCACAUCCAAACAAGAUCAGAUUCAGCUGUUUUGUAUAAUGACCGAUCUGUACUUGAAAAUCAUCAUGUAAGUGCAGCAUAUCGCUUACUGCAGGAUGACGAAGAAAUGAAUAUACUUUAUAACCUUUCCAAGGAUGACUGGAGGGAAUUCCGGGCUUUGGUGAUUGAGAUGGUGUUGGCUACAGAUAUGUCCUGUCAUUUCCAACAAAUCAAAGCAAUGAAAAAUGCUUUGCAGCAGCCAGAAGGGAUUGAUAGGCCGAAAGCCUUAUCUCUGUUGUUGCAUACAGCAGACAUCAGCCAUCCAGCAAAAAACUGGGACCUCCAUCACAGGUGGACUAUGUCAUUGCUAGAAGAAUUCUUUAGACAGGGUGACAAAGAAGCAGAACUUGGCCUUCCGUUUUCUCCACUGUGCGAUCGCAAUUCAACAAUGGUUGCUCAAUCCCAAAUAGGAUUUAUAGACUUCAUCGUGGAGCCAACAUUUACAGUGUUGACAGACAUGACAGAGAAGAUUGUAAUCCCACUCAUUGAUGAAGCCUCUCGGUCUGGGCUCACAGGAUUUAGGCGAUCUAGUUUAAACAGCAUAACUCCCUCAGAUGUUAAACGAUCGAGUGUGAAAAGCACUGGAUCAGAAGGAAGUGCCUCUUUGAAUUGUUCAAUCCUCACUGUGGACUUCAAAAGUUUUAAAAAUACGUGGUAUGACGUUGUACUACAGAACAGAGAAAAGUGGAAGGCACAAGCAGCCAAAGAUGCAGAAGAAAGAGCGAAGAAAGAAGCGGAAGAAACUGCUUCUAAAGAAAAAGAUGACAAAAAAGAUGAUGACAAAGAAGAUAGAAAUGACAAUGAAAAAUCUUUACCACCCAGACCAGAGACAAACAAAGAAACAAAUGCAAAUGAUGGAAAAGCCCCGGAAUCUAGUCAGGGAAAUAUUAAUGGGACUCGCUUACCAAAUGUAAACAGACAAGAUGAUUCCUCAGGACAAAGUCAAAGCAAACAAGAAAAAAGCGGGGACUGUGAAGGCAAACAGCAAGUUCAGAAUGAAAGCAAAUUGGUGACAACAGGGUUGCGCAGUUCUCCAUGCCCUCCAUCACCAACAGCAAUUGGCCACCAUAAAAAAGAUAAAGAAGAGUAAAAGAGCCUGUAAAUGUCAUCAUUUUAGCUGAGCUUCUUCAUUCUGUUCCUACUUCCGCAAAGACAAGUCCCUUGGGAACAAAAGGCAUUAGCUUUAUAAGCAAGGCAUCCACUGAUUACUUUACAGAGAAAGACUAGUUUUUUGUGUGUUAUUUUUUUCCCCUUCUUCGUGAAAUAAACAUGACUUGGCUUUUUACACAGCAGGCAAAAUAUUUGGGGAAACUUUAAGUCAUUGCUAAUUCCAAUAUUAGGCCUGGGCUUAGAAAAAUCUUCAGUGAACAAAAUGAUUACUCACAAGGAAUUUAUUUUGAAAUCUACACUGCAGAAAUCAUUUUGGAAAAUUAAUUUCAAGUGUCCCAGAAGCUAAACAUAUGUUAACGCAUGUGGUUGUGGAAGCCAUACCAGAGGAUUUUUAUCCUGCACUUAAACAGAACUGCACAGUCUAUAGGGUUGGCACACUGCACAGGGUUAAACACUGUCUGUUCUAGUGUUUUAUGUUUUAAAAGAUAUGUUAGAGUUAAUUUUAUGGCCGAAGGCUUAUAUUUUAUUUUUUCAUGAUACACCUUUAGUAUAAAAAAAGAAAAAAGAAAAAAAAUCAUGUAAUGUCUAAUUUAAUGUAGAAAUUUGUUCUAGGCUCAUUUACUGGUUAUCAUUUCAAGGUCUUCCAUAAAUAUUGGUUUUUAAUGGCACAGCAUGCUGGAAGCAAAAUAUUUCCUGCAUCUCACAUUUAUACUUCUGCCAAUGCACUGUAAUGAAUGAAGACAAAGAUGUCAAAAUGGA
Molecule: messenger RNA, 2708 nt
Organism: Nanorana parkeri
Lineage: Eukaryota; Metazoa; Chordata; Amphibia; Anura; Dicroglossidae
Gene: PDE1C
Product: phosphodiesterase 1C
Exons: 16
Coding region: 1-1929 (642 amino acids)
Biological process (GO): signal transduction
Molecular function (GO): 3',5'-cyclic-nucleotide phosphodiesterase activity
Source: RefSeq, a predicted model, not a curated record